Molecule: messenger RNA, 4606 nt
Organism: Physella acuta
Lineage: Eukaryota; Metazoa; Mollusca; Gastropoda; Physidae
Product: protocadherin-11 X-linked-like
Biological process (GO): homophilic cell-cell adhesion
Cellular component (GO): plasma membrane; cell-cell junction
Molecular function (GO): calcium ion binding
Source: RefSeq, a predicted model, not a curated record
UGGAUUAUUUGUAAAAAUAUUGUUUUGUUCAAGAGAAAAAGUGCUUUUUCAGAAAUUCCAGGAUACGCCCUAAGUCUGCUGUAGCGAACACCUCUGUUCUAGAACAUUCGAAAAUACCUGGUACCUACUCGACUGUCAGGGGGAAUAAUCAGAGAUUCAACACCAGAAACGAGCAUCAACAUCUCUAAAGAGGCUGAUUCUAUAGCCCAUUCUUUAUCUUUCAUAAAAAUAAAUCGCAAUCGCUUCCUAGUUGAGAAGUAGGAGUUCAAAAUGAGUACGAACAGUUGACAAGAAGAACUUUUCUUUUUUUUUUUUCAUGUUUUUUAUGUUAAAAAUAAUCUCGUAAGGUAAAAAUUUAAAAAAUGCCUUCCGUGAGGAGUGUGCGACCCUGGGUUUAUUUGAUAACCCUCCUUUCGCUGAGCGCCUCCUCCUUGAGCCAACCAACCGUGACGUUCGAUUUCCGGGAAGAACAGAGCGAGAACACGGUCAUCGGCAACGUGGCGCAAGUCAGUGGUCUAGCCGCCAACGUCACGCAGGAUGUCUUCAACGGGCUGAGUUUCGAUCUGGACACGUCGGAAUAUUUUAAGAUCCAGCAGAGAACAGGUAGCCUCAGCACGAUCAAACGGAUUGACCGCGAACAGAUCCAGUCUUGCAAGGACGCCGAGGUUUGUUUGCUGAAGACGUCGGUUACGGUGUUGAAAAACGGUGGGACGGAGUUCUAUAUGUUUAUCAACGUCAAUGUUCGUAUCAUCGACAUCAACGAUAACGCUCCAAGCUUCGGUAGUGAUGUUGUGAGUCUGUCGGUGCCGGAGAACAACAACAUCGAAGACGAGCUUCGAACCGGCGCCGCGGUCGACCCGGACUACGGUUCGAAUUCCGUCGAACGCUACACAUUCACCGACACGUCGGAAACGUUUAGGGUAGAUUUACGUACCAGCCCGGACGGCUCGAAGUACUUGGCGAUUGUCAUGAGGAAAGUGUUGGACCGGGAGGUUCGUGAUUUUUACCAGAUAACUAUUGUCGCGACGGACGGAGGGUACCCUAUUAGAAGUGGUUCUGCACUUAUUAACAUAACUGUCUUGGAUGUCAACGAUAACGAUCCGGAAUUCCUCCAAAUGUCGUAUAACGAAUCCGUCAAGGAGAACACGAAAGCAAACGUGUCCAUCAUGCGCGUCCAGGCACGGGAUCCGGACGCCGGAAGUAACGGAGAAGUGAGCUACCAGUUCAGUUCCCGGGUGUCGGAUAAAAUACGGGAGACUUUUUUCAUCGAUUCGAAAACCGGGGAAAUUCUCGCGAAGGGUCCGAUAGACUACGAGCAGGACAAGCAGUUCCAGAUCACGGUGGAGGCGGUGGACAACGGGAUCCCCCAACGCUCGGCUCGCACCAGCGUCAGCCUGUACGUGCUGGACGAGAACGACAACGCCCCGAACAUCAACAUCUCACCCAGCGGCACGGAUAUCCUGGAGAGCGAUCCCAUUGAUUCUUUCAUCUCGUACAUUUCCGUCACCGACGCCGACAGCGGGCCCAAUGGCAUGUUCUCUUGUGAAAUCAACGACGACCAUUUCACCCUCGUGCCUUUCCUCAGCACCGACUCCGGCACGUACAAAGUCAUUCUGGCUAAACCCCUCGACCACGAGAAGGACUCCUCGGUCAAGGUCAUCAUCACCUGCAAGGACAACGGGUCGCCGUCGAGGUCUAGCUCCAGCGCCUUCAUCGUCAACGUCGGUGACGUCAACGACAACUACCCGGUCUUCACCCAGGAUACUUACACCGGAAGUGUGAUGGAGAACCUGAUCGGAAUGCAUUCGGUAGUGACUGUUUCCGCCCACGACGCCGACAGUGGAAACAACGGCCGCAUAACGUAUUCGCUUCAAGACAAAUUCAACGGGUUGUUCAACGUUGACCCAUAUUCCGGUGAAAUCACUGUUCGCCGGAUGCUGGACCGCGAGGCCAUGGCCAGGUACGAGUUCCACGUCUUCGCGCGUGACAACGGCAUCGGCGGUCUGUCCACGUCGUGUCUGGUCAUCGUCGACGUCGGGGACGAAAACGACGAGCCGCCGCGGUUUCCGUAUCCGGUUUAUUUCGGACACGUGCUGGAGAACCAACCCAAAGGCGUGGUAGUCGGAAACGUGACCGCCCUUGACCGCGACACCCCCGCCAACUCUAACGCGGUCUACUCCAUCCUCGAAUCCGGUUCCGACUACCGGUUUUUCACGAUCGACCCGAAAAACGGCGUUGUCAAGAGCAACGCGGUGUUCGACCGCGAAGUCCGUGACCGGUACCAAAUGGUCAUCAGCGUCCGCGAUCCCGACAUGCCCUCGUUCAUCAGCACGUGCAACUUCACGGUCAACGUCCUGGACGACAACGACAACGACCCCGUCAUCCACCUCACCACGGAAGACAACGCCACCAUCGUUGUCCAGUAUUCCGUCCCCGUCGGCUCGGUCAUCACCACCAUCUCCGCCACCGACAGCGACGACCCCUCCUCCACCAACUCCCAGAUCAACUACAUCAUCACCAGAGGCGAUCCGGACCAGCUCUUCAACCUCAACCGCUUCACCGGAAGUUUAACCCUCGCGAGGAUUGUCACCACUAAAGACUUAAAAGCCCAUUAUCUCGUCAUUAAAGCCCAAGAUGGCGGCGACCCCCCGCGGUUCGACACGAUGGAAAUCAUCAUCAAAAUCAACGGCACCAUACCUCCUGUGGACGAAGCCGGACUCAGCUCCAACAUCCUUAUCGUCAUCAUACUCAUCGGCGUCACGGUAGUCCUCGGUCUAGCUAUUCUCACCACUAUCUGCCUUAUCAGAAAAAUCGACCGCGAACGGCGUCUGAAUAGCGCGCGGCAAAAAAACUCCGAGCAGUUGUACCACCAGAAACAGCCGGACGUUUUCAAGAACAUUGCCGUCAACGGAGUGGAGGAAUCGAACUCGAACGAUUUGAGUAAAAGAGGGAGGAAGGAGGUUAGCUUCUCCCUGGAUGACGAGAGUGACUCACACAAUACGAGCACGGGCUCCGCUCAUCCUCUCACGAGCUUUAAGGGAGGCACGGAUAGAACUCAAGCGAAUUCCCCCAACAAGUUGACAAUGGCUGCCACCAAAAACGGAAACGGCACGCUGAAUAUUCCCGUCAACGCUGAGAAACAAACCAACAUCAGACGCUCUCCGCAGGAGGAGGAGGUCCAUUUGAUGGAGAUGUUGAAGAAGAGCGCCGCUGAAGAUGCGCUCAGCGAGUCCAGCGGGGGCUCCGACCCCAGCGACAGUGGUCGAGGGGGUAGUGAGGACGAUAGCAGCCACAGGGGGUCGGGUUUGGAUCCCGAGCACGCCCCUUAUUUCAACAUCUACUCCAGGGACAAAGUGCUCCAACCCAACGGAUACGGCCCGCAUCACAACGGUCUAAACCCGCCCAAGCCAUCACGACAGACAUCCCAUAAUUCCAACAAAGGGAAGCAAAUCCGACAGUCUCCAUCCCACCCGUCUCCGCACCGCUCGCUGUCUUCCGGCAUCGAUUCGGAUUUCUCCGAUAGCUCUAAAAAUAGAUCCGAGUUCGAUAACUCGCCGGUGGGCAAUUACAGCCGCCCAAACUUCCGAGGAAGCGUCAGGCCGGUGAGCCAGAUGCUGCCCCCGCGCACCCGGGAUCAGUACUCCUCCCGCACCCUGACCCAAGACUCCCCCAACCGCUUGGCGGCGCCCUACAAGAACAACGGCGCCAUGAUGCGUUCCUUUCAAGGAAACCCCGGGAACUUCCCCAGCAUCCAACACACCAACAGCGUCAGCGCGGAGCGUCUUUCCCACAUGGGAACCGGCGCCCACGCCCCUGGUGAAAAAGCGUACCACUACUCGGAUAGGACUUACCCGUCGCACCCCAAAUGGAGCAACCGUUCCAGCUUCCAAGAGGAGGACGACAGAACGACGACUUCCGGGAGUUACACCAUCAACCCGGAGGAGCUGAGGCAGGAAAUAGACAAUCUCAUACUCCGAGAUUCCGUCGUGUAGUGAGGGGAGGGAGUAUCAUGUCGUGUAGUGUAGUGUCGUGAAGUAGAGAAGCAUUGAUGGUCAUUUGAAAAUGAACUUGUUCCUCUGCCCUCGAUUAUACUUCAUCAAACUUUUCUCGUGAUAGUAAUGAACCUCCCGUUAGUAAAAAAAUAAUUCCCAUUGGCGAACGUACAGGAGGUGUAAAAAUAAAAACAUUCCAUAGUCCUAGUUAUUAAGGAUGUGUUCUUCUUUAGAAAUAUCGUAUUUCAUAGUUCUUGAUUUUUUAAAAUUAUGUUAAAUGAAUCAAAAUCAAAAUAUGUUUUACAUAAACGAUGUCGUUUUUCUCUUCAACAAAAUUAGCCAUGAGCAUUAGGCUAAUAAAAGUAGCACGGUAAAUGCUACAUUGUUUUUUGAUAUAAUGAAAGAGAUGAUUCACUGUUGAGGAUAAGAAAUCUGAACAUUAUAUUAUUUAAAAAAUGAACAUUGCAUUGUUACAGGUUGUAUAUUGUUAGUGUAUUCAUUGAAAUCAGUAAAGAUGAAACCUAUAUUAAGUUCUCAUGUAAGUAAUAUCCUGAACAUAAUUUUAUUGAAAGUAAAAAAACUGGAUUUUACAUAAUAGUAAGUAAUGGACGGUG